This is a messenger RNA of Porites evermanni, 5802 nucleotides long. Lineage: Eukaryota; Metazoa; Cnidaria; Anthozoa; Scleractinia; Poritidae. The record is from the annotation of a GenBank genome assembly.
AUGAAGUCAUGGAAUCUGAUUUUCACUACAUUUCAGUGGAAUGCAGUUAUCCUUAUGUCCUCUAUGGUUGCUGGUUCGAUGAUAAAGAGACGAUUAUCACAAAAUUUGGCGUACUUUGAAGCAAAUGAGGGUAACACUGACCACACCAUAUUUUGAUAUGUUCUAACUUUGUAGAACGACCUCAAAAAUAUAAUUCAUUUACAAUUAUUCACCGAAGUGGAGGUGGCUAGUAGUGGUUAUUAUGUCCACCACUAGCCACGGACACUGAGGUGAAUAAUUGUUUUAGUAUAUACUGAAACAGUGAGAUAGUUGAGCGCAAAAAUGAUGAUUUAUAACUCAUUUUCUGCUGCCAACGAUUACAAUUUUGGUGCGCGAUGACCGAACGAUCGCGGUCGUCGCUUUUUCUUGCCGACAAAUAAAACUUCUGAAGGCGUUUGUUUAGCUCUUGCGGGGAAAUUUCUUCAAAAAGGAGUUGUGAAUUCUUUUUGUAUUUAAAAUCAUUCUGUAAAAUAGAUUAUUAAAUUUAGUUUUGAGCUUGUUUAUAAACAAGUCAACUAGACAAACUAACGCAAGACUUAAGCUUAAUUUGCAUUUGUAAACAAAAAACUUUUUCACCGGUUUUAUCGAUAAAUUCAAGUCAAAAACACAAAGCUUUACCUGUUAAAAUUUCCAAACCGAACUUCGUCACCUUCUUCGUGUAUUUCGGGAACAGAUUGCUUGAUAAGUUGUGAAAUUUCUUUGUUACGGCAGCAAACCGAGAAGGUAUUUUGCUCGCAACUUACACGAGUUUGGCGUCGCUCGUUAGGAGGAACUGGAGGUGAAUCAGUGAAUAGUGCAGGAUAUUCACGGAUUGAGUAGCCAAUCAGAGCGCGCGAAAAACACUAUCCGCUGUUUUAGUAUUUACUAAAGUGGUUUAAGUCUUAAAACGUGCUGUGAGUACUGUUUCGCGCUUAAAUUAAAAGCUUUCACAUUUUGUUUGCCAAAAUUGUCGAUGUCUUGAAUAAAACAUCUAUUGUGCUACCACUUACACCUAAGGCAACUAAUUAACUGUAAGUGAAAGUCGUGAACCGUAAUGACACCAUAAUAAUAACGUUAUUCUCCUCAGAAGCAGAAUUUUACGGUUUGGUAUUACGUAUAAACGUAAGAAAUCAAUUAAUUAGGUACUUAUAAAGGUUGGUUUUCACUAGCGACGGACUAAGAGUCGGAGUCGUAAUCAUAGCGUAGAACUUUGCUUACGCUUCCGACAAUCUGGCUCUCAUUAGAUCGUAAACGACGGAGUCAUAAGUGGAGUCGGAAGAAAAUAGGAACGUUCUGAUUUUUCCGACGCGGAUUGCGUCGCCGUUAUGACUUCGCUUACGACUCCAAUUUUAGAUUUUCACGAGGUCAUAAGCGCUCUUACGUCUCCGACUCCAACUCCGUCGCUAGUGAAAACCAGCCUUAAGAGACUAAAACCAUUCGUUUUGUUUGCUCAAAUAGUCGUGGAUGCGGUUUAGGCAAAAUAUAUGUGUCUGACGGAAACUAACUUGACUCUCAACUGAAGGUUGUAGACCUCGAUGAAAACACUACUGAUUUUCUUCCUUUUGAACAGAGAUUUUUCGUUGGAAUAAACGUUACAAAUAAAUUAUUAAGGCCUUCAUAAGCGAUCGCUCUUCAAUUGGUCAUCCAAAGCUUAUGGGUUGUUCGACUGCGCAUUAAAUUAAACGUAUAGCUAACUUAAAGUUGCAUACGUCACAAAAUGUAUAGUCGUAGGUCACCGAGAAAUGUAAAGUUGUAGUGCAGACCAAUUCGGUCUCAGCAUUUUAUCAUGAAUAAUUGAUUUCUAUUAAUUAAUUUUAUUAAAUUUUCAUUUUGACUGAAGUGAACCUUCGGAACAAAUUGAUACAUACAAUUAUGCGUAUUUGAAAAAAAAAGCAUUUACUUUCUUUUUUAGUUUGUGCUAUACAUGCAACUUUUAUCAUGUUUGUCAUCAUAUCUUGCAACUAAACUUUAUUUCACUUGUCUUUAUUGAAGCCCUCUUAUUAUUUAUUUAUUCAAAGGAUACUCGCUACAAAGUCAUGUGAUUGCCUUUCAUCACGUAACACGUGACUUUGACUGUGGGGUUAUGUGUUUGCAAAACAAAGGGUGUUUAUCAUACAACUACAAACCAAUGAGCAACAACCACAACGAGUGCCAGUUGAAUGAUGCCAGCAAAGUCUCGUGUCCAGGAUGUUUAACUGUUGAACCUGGCGUCAUUUAUUAUGACGUUGUCAUGGUAAGUUACAUCAAUCAGAGCAAUAAGUCGGCCCAAGGGAAGCAAAGAGAAUUUCGGAUCAAUUUAGGUUUGUGGGAAACUGCCCACCUACCCCUCCCCUAAGCUAACAUUAUCACUUACUUCUCACUUAGGGCAAAAUGUUGGCUUAGGGGAGGGGUAGGUGGGCAGUUUCCAAGAAACCUAAAUUGAUAGAAUUUCAAUAGGGAGCUUAAUAAGCAAAGGCGUUUUGGAGAGACGCGCGUCAACCGGAAGUGAGGAUGUUUUCCUUUUAAUAUGCCUUUACGCUAUAAAAUUUGUAUUUCGUAGUUUCUUAACACUUGUAGAGACGAUUUAACUGAAAAUUUGGGCAAAACCACUGCUCAGGAAUGUAAAACGUCUACUUCCGGUUGACCUGCGUUGCUCAAAAAUGCCUUUGCUUCAUUUUCCUAAUAUCAGCAAGCCAGAUCAUUCUACUUUUAAAUAGUUACAGUCGAAUCUCGAUAACUCGAACCCUCGCUAACUGGAACCUCGCGCCAACUGGAAACUCGAACCAAAAUCAAUUUCACCUGGAUUUCCUUUAUACAUUUACUAGCAUUUUACCCUCGGUAACUCGAACCUCCCGCCAGCUCAAAGAAAAUUUUGUUUUCUUUCAGAUCAUUUCUACAUGUAAACAUGCGCUCAAUUUAACUCGACAAGUCGAAACAAAGUGUACUGCAGUCCGAAACAUUGGAGUUACUUCAGCAACUGUGUCUUUACUUUUUCAGUUUAGUCUAAAUACAGUGUCCAGCAAUGUGUAUUUAUCAAGUUUUGAAGUGUAGUGCAUUUUUUAUGAUGUUACUUACAUUCAUUCCUCAUCCCAUUUUCGAAUUUCCGGUUAUUUGCUUCAAACUCUUGCUAACUGGAACCUUUUUUCAUUUCCCUAGAGGGUUCGAGUUGUCCGAUGGGAGUCGAUUGUUUACACUCCUGCAAUAUACGUUUUUAUAGGUUUUACUUUUUGCUCUCCCAUGUCAGAUAUGAAUGCUUAAAGUUACGACCAUACAAAAGGAAAAUUCCCUUUAAAAACUAGUACACUGUCUCUUGAAAAAUCGGGCUAUUAUCCAAGUGUCUCGAGUUACCAAAGCAACAGGAAGCUCGUCGUUAACCGAACCAUCGUCAAUAGUAUUCAACCAUGAUCUUACAAAAUUUGAAAUGAAAAGAAAUUAAUCCAUUGCGUCUUAUCUUUAUUUAUUUAUUUAUUGUUCAUGUCCCUUUUUUUUUCAGAUGAACAACUGCAUCGGGAGAGAUGGUGAGAACUCCAAUAGUGUUGAUCAAUUACAGCUAAUUGUUUUUUAUUGUUGUUAAAUUUUGCGUUCUUGUUGCCACCAUGACAUUAAUGAUUUCUAUAUAUGCAACCCUGACCAUAAUAGAAUAUUAGUAAUAAUAAUAAUAAUAAUAAUAAUAAUAAUAAUAAUAAUAAUAAUAAUAGUGAUAAUAAUGUUUCCGAUGGAUUGGAUUAUACAUAGACAGCCAAGGAUUAUUCAACAGGCUAGUUAUUCUGUCGGAUUUUCUUUUUCCCAUCCAAUUCUUUCCAAACUAGUACUGAAAAGUUUAUAGUCCUUUAAGCAAAGAAAUCGUUUCAUUUUGUUCUUUUUUAUUCUUUUGCUUUUAGGUGAAAUCUCGGAUUACGACCUUAAUUUUCCUUCCAAGAGCACCAGAAAUUACGUCAACCAGACCUGGCCUAUGAAAUUGUCAAAGUUUACAAUUUGCUUUUGGAUGCAGACUGAAGACACCAGUAAAGGCGUGACGUUUAGCUAUGCUAUUCCAGGACAACACAAUGAAAUAACGAUCUUUAAAACGGAACUGGCAAUACAUGAUGAGACGAGGUAAGGAUCGAGCCAAUACUGCCAGCACUCUUUUUUAACACUGCAUGAAACGAUCCUCAGUUUCUUGGUCCGAGAUAGUAGCCAGUCUCUGUGGCCACUUGAUGGUAUUAGAGCUCAAUCAAUUAAGGCUAAUCUCAAGGUGAGUGGUGGUGGAUGAGGGGGCGGGGGUUGAAAUGUCCCUUCUAUAAACAUCUAAAUGCUGUACGACUUAGUAAAUAGUCACAGGAUACUUGAAUUGAUGCAUUUCCAAAGUUAAUUUCGGCGCCAUUGAAUCCUAUAUCGCAUGCAGAGAAUUUAAGUAAGAAUCAACCCUGUGAACGGAUUCUCUUUUUGACUUCUUCUUGAACGAGGAGGAGAAAAAGGCGGCUCAGUAGAAAUCGCGUCAAGCUUUGGUAUCGCGGCAAUGAGACCGAACUUUUGGUCUCGUCAAUCUUGUUUUCUCAUGUGAAACUAUUUUUUUGAGUACGAGCAUCCGUUUUUUAAUAAAAAGGUGGCGAUAACUGAACCUGCUGUAAUAAGCGCACGGCUACUAAGACUAGUUUCGAACGGUAUCGUGUCAACAUGAAAAGCAUGUUCAACAUUUUCUAAUCUUAAUUCCUCAAGCAAGGAAAUGAAAGGAUAUGCUGGAAGGGUAGGGAACCACUCACAACGUCGGCACUGGCAGCCAAAUUAACUGUGGGUUUCUUUUUGAUUAGUAUACAAUCAACUCUCGCCUGGAUUCCUGGUUAUCACGGAUACCCCUAUAAUACGUGCGGACAGCCUCUGAAUCCCCGGUGAAAAUUACAGAUAUUUGACUAAAACCAAGAGUCCUGCUGUUAUGGACUCUCGCUUAAGGGACCGGUCAUUAUUUAGCGCCGGGGGGGGAGGCUUGGGACUAAACAAGGUGAAAUUUAGCCGAUCCCCACUUUGAAUGUUACUUCGCUGAAGUGAUCCCCCCAAAUAACAGUUGACGACUUUCGCGAUUCCCCCGUCCCAUGUCUUCAUGUCCAAGCAAAUUUGAGUGGUCCCCCUCUGAAUCCUUCCAAAGAUUUCAGUGAUCCCCCCUUUUGGGUUCUCAUUUAUGAUCCCCCCUUUUGUUCUCCUAAAAAUCAAGUGAUAACCCACAAAUCAACCACCCCAUCCCCCUCCCCGUCCCCCCAGGCGAUAAAUAAUGACCGGUCCCUAAAUUAAGCGGACACCUUUCUCGGCCCCAACAGCACUGUUUUGGUGUUUAAACUCUCGUUAUAACGGACAUCAAUCAGAUUCUUAACGCUACAAGUUGUGUCUAAAUUAUGAUUCAGUUUAUUCAUUUGUUAUCCAUCUAUUUUAUGAAGGAGCAUUGGUCUAGGAAAUUAUUACGAUGGAACAAGACACCACAUCUGCGUAGCUUGGGGAAAUGAGAAUGGAGAAUGGAGUAUGACAGUAGACGGCGUAAUGGCCAUUAACGGUACCGGCUUUAAACCCGGAUAUGUUAUUCCUGGUCGAGGGUACUUGGUAAUUGGUCAAGAUCAAGACAAAAUGGCAGAUCCUAAUAGUUUCCAACAGACGCAGAGCUUUCAUGGAACACUCAGUGGACUUCAUGUAUGGAGUUAUGUGUUGUCUCGGGCAGAAAUAGUUCGCAUGUCCAAGGGCUGUAAUAUGGGAAUUGGAAAUGUCCUUAUGUGGUCUGAUUUUCUGAUCUCAAGGCAUGGUGAUGUUGUUGUCAAAUGUCCAUCCAGAUGUGAGAUUUAG